AUGAUAUGGGACUACAAUAUGUGCCCUCUCUUGAGCGACACUAACCCGGAUAUUCCUCCCAUUCAAUUGCAGCAGGGCAAAAGUGAAGAACCGAGAAAUAUAAGGCGAUCAGAAGCAGCAUAUGGAAGAGUUGGAGAUGCUAUACAUACAGCGGUAUAUUACAUCCAUAUAAUCCUGAAACUCGCCUGUCCAUCCAUGGCUGACACAGCUGAGCUAGCACAUUCAUCAGAUGAGAAAUUUACAAACCCAAAUCCUCUCGACUUCCCUGUUUCUCUGUCCAUGAUAACUCUUGCUGUACAAGGAAAAAUUAUUAAUUUUGAAGGUGCACGCAUAUCUACAAAGUUAGCAUCUAUAAGAAAACUAGUUUUUCAAACCAGCAACUACUAUCCUAACGAGUGA
Messenger RNA from Fraxinus pennsylvanica, 399 nucleotides. The record is from the annotation of a GenBank genome assembly. NCBI's taxonomy places the organism in Eukaryota, Viridiplantae, Streptophyta, Magnoliopsida, Lamiales, Oleaceae.